Messenger RNA from Formica exsecta, 2920 nucleotides. RefSeq names its product terminal nucleotidyltransferase 4A-like. The record is from RefSeq and is a predicted model, not a curated record. Gene Ontology annotation, cellular component: nucleolus; TRAMP complex. Bases 726 to 2648 code for a protein of 640 amino acids. Gene Ontology annotation, molecular function: mRNA binding; poly(A) RNA polymerase activity. The transcript has 8 exons. Lineage: Eukaryota; Metazoa; Arthropoda; Insecta; Hymenoptera; Formicidae. Gene Ontology annotation, biological process: RNA 3'-end processing.
CGAUAGAAAAUACACGCGUAAAGGAUGUAGUUGGAAGGAGAGAAUAUCUCAUCUCGCGCGAUUAUAUUUCGCUUCCAGGGGAAGAUGGAUUGAUCCCGAUAUUAUCCUGGAACUCUCGCGAAAAGAUGCCGGCGAUGGGCGGAUUUUCACGGACGAAUCGAACUGGAGCAACAACUGGCACGGGUUUGACGGAGCGUCGCGCAGAAUCUCGCGAUAUCUCGCUAGGAAUCACCCCCUUAAUCGGGCACCGUCGGCGAAUCUCGGGCUCGGCUCGCGGUCGUGUCCCUCGGCCCGUUCCUGCGCCUGUGUAUGAAUAUCUCGCGUUUAGUUUAGUGUCUAGCACAGGUUACGGUCCGACCGACGGACCGGGAUAUCACACGACGUGCGCGAUAUCGCGACAAGUGUCGACGGCUCGGUUCAGAGUGGUAUAUAGGAGGUAAAAAGGCUGACAUAAACGGAUAAACGCGCGCGCGACGUUGAAGGGGAGUGACACGCGACGUGGUGCGUGGUGCGCCCGCCCGUACGCACGCACGGCGUCGAGAACGCGCGACCGACCGCACGCACGCACACGCAACACACACACACAACACAUACAUACAUACAUAUACAUACGACACGAACACAGUAUAUAUUUAUAUAUACACACAUACGUACACUCGCACACGUACGAGGGCACGGAAGGAGGAGACCGCCGACGGUUUCUCCCGUCCCACGGCGCCAAUUUAAUGGAUCCGACCAUCGGUUGGUACCAACCGGAGCAGUACGGCCCCGCUAAGAACCUGUGGAUGCACAUCUGGGAGGUCGAGAAGGGCAUCGACGUACUGACCCUGCGUAACGACGCGAACACCGCGAUGGGCGUGCGGCUGCAGCAGGACUUUCUCGCGCUGGACACGAGCCCGGCGGCGGCUGCGACCGCGGCCGGCACAACGCCGUCAUCUAACACCGGCACCGCCGGCACCACCACGGGCUUAAUCCUGGGUAAUAAUAACGGCGGCGGAUGCAGCGGUAGCAGCAGCAACAACAACGGCAAUGCCAACGGCGGCAAUGUCAGCAACGGUAACAACGGCCGCGCCGCCGUUCACGGCAAUGCCGCCGGCAACGGCGAGCAGCAUCGCGUACCCCACAACGCCUGCAACAAUUAUUACAAUCCGUCGCGCAGGAAAAGCGAUAAUCGCGCGAGCACCUACGGCAUGAAUUACAACUACGAAGCCCUCGUGGGCGAGUACGGUGGUUGUCCCUGGCGCUUGCCGAAUAGGCAGUACUCCAGGGGGGUGAUCGGAUUACAUGAGGAGAUAGAAGAUUUUUUUGCAUACAUGUGUCCCUCACACGAAGAACACGUUUUAAGAAUAAGAGUUGUAAAGAGAAUAGAACAAGUAAUUUAUGAUCUCUGGCCAGACUCUAAAGUCGAGGUGUUUGGCAGUUUUAGUACUGGUUUAUAUUUGCCUACAAGUGACAUAGACUUGGUAGUAAUAGGGAUGUGGACAAAUCUUCCAUUACGUACUUUGGAACGUGCUUUACUAGAUCAAAAUAUCGCUGAGCCAUUAUCUAUCAAAGUGUUGGACAAGGCCAGCGUGCCGAUCGUCAAACUGACCGACAAAGAAAGCGAGAUUAAAGUGGAUAUCAGUUUUAACAUGAACAACGGCGUCAAGUCUGCGGACUUGAUAAACUCCUUUAAGAAGCGAUAUCCAGUGCUAGAGAAACUAGUCAUGGUGUUGAAGCAAUUCCUACUACAGAGAGAUCUUAACGAAGUGUUUACCGGUGGUAUAUCCUCCUAUAGUCUAAUACUCAUGACCAUUAGUUUUUUACAAAUGCAUCCGAGAAAAAAAGCUUCUUGUUCAGACGCUAAUCUGGGAGUGCUAUUGAUUGAAUUUCUAGAACUAUAUGGCAGAAAUUUCAAUUAUGUUAACACUGGCAUUCGUGUAAAGGAUGGUGGUACUUACAUAUCUAAAGAGGAGGUUCAACGAGACAUGAUAGAUGGCCAUCGGCCAUCCUUGUUAUGUAUAGAAGACCCACUGACACCCGGAAACGAUAUUGGCCGUAGUAGUUACGGCGCUUUGUAUGUAAAAGAUGCAUUUGAUUGGGCUUAUUUUGUCCUUACUCAAGCAGUCAACCCCUUGAAUAUCUUAGUUAAUGACGCCAGUAAAGUAAGCAUUCUAGGGAGAAUAAUCCGCGUGACCGACGAAGUAAUAGAUUACCGUAGGUGGAUCAAAGAAACAUUCCCACUACCUGUAAGUGAAGGAGAUUCUCUGUCAAGCUCAACUGGUUCUGAUGCAUCUACUCUUUCAGCUCCUGCCAGUGAUACGGAUUCCGAGUGCAGUCGUGGCAAUUCUCCGAACACUGGCGGGAAAAAUGAUAAUGAUAAAAACAGAGAUAGGCACAUUUAUAAUAGUCAGCAAAUUCAUCCUUAUCCAGGAAAGAAAACCUUCAAGGGAAUUACUCAUGCUCAUCACCAACAGAAUUUCAAAGGCAGUUAUCACAUCAACAACAAUAUAGCCGGUCAAAACAAAAUCAAGCACGCACUCCACAAUAACGGAAACAAUAAUAACAAUAACAAUAAUACUAGUCACAGUCCGAAUUCUAGGCCAAACAUAAUGAAGAGCAAGAAGCAGCGUACGAUGCAGCGUGGGACCGGUGAUUGUGUACGGUGAUGAAACGUACAUGAUAAUUUUGGACAUUACUUCCGUCACUUAAGUAGCGAGCUCAAUAUCAUAACUGUGUGAUAGAAAGACAGCGAUUAACGUCGAUCACAUAACAACCGAAUCAUCCUACACGAUUCUCUCCUCUUCUCUUCUUUAUUAUUUUCAAUUAAAUAUACAGAAGGGCACAAAAAAAAAGUUUACAAUUUUAAGGGAACUUACAGUUUGGUAAUUUUACAAUUCUUGUACAAGACAAGAAUGCCCAAGCAGAAAAUGGCUAUACA